GUCUGUAUAUAUAUUGAAUCAUUAUAGCUGAAAUAGAGAAAACCUUUCUGUGUUUCGAAAACAAAGAAAAACCCAAGAUACAUACAAGUGUAGAAAUGGCCACGACUGAUCGACGAGAUGGAUAAACUAGAUAUGCUGCAUAACCUAUGUCUAAGCCUUUGGAGUGCUACAACUACCUUCAGCCAGCCUCAGAAUGGAAGGAGGAAGAUGGAGCUCUAGUUUUACUUGUUCGGAUUCCUAGUGUCCGUCAUGAGCAAUUAGGGGUCACGAUAGAAUCCACAAAUGAAAUCAAAGUGUCUGGAGAAUACACUCCAGCAGGAGAUAACAGAACCGUUCGGUUCAGUGCUGUGUAUGGCCCCUUUCCUGAUAACUUUAGCUCAAGUGAACUGACAGUUGAUCAACUCUUAGAAUCAGAAUUCCAAAAAUCAUCACUGCUGCACAGAUCGGUCCUAAAGAGUCGCAGGCCACGACAAGCCAAGAGGUUGCUAGCCUUCAAGAAACCGGAGACGAGCAGAAGGGUCAAAAUAAUGGAGAGACUGCAAAAUUUGCUGAUGACAGAGAAACUACUGCUGGGCUAGGUAGCGGUAGUGUUCAACCAGAGGCCAACAAGAAUGAACAA
Populus euphratica (Euphrates poplar) is the source of this 619-nucleotide messenger RNA. RefSeq lists its product as uncharacterized. The coding region runs from base 147 to 578 and encodes 143 amino acids. The record is from RefSeq and is a predicted model, not a curated record. Lineage: Eukaryota; Viridiplantae; Streptophyta; Magnoliopsida; Malpighiales; Salicaceae. The transcript is spliced from 2 exons.